Molecule: messenger RNA, 546 nt
Organism: Rotaria sordida
Lineage: Eukaryota; Metazoa; Rotifera; Eurotatoria; Philodinida; Philodinidae
Source: the annotation of a GenBank genome assembly
AUGAAGACAAUUUUAUUUGAAAUUACAGCUAACUGUCCUCUUCAAACAGUUAUUUUUGCUGAUAUUAAUCCCUAUAGUCAUGCAGAUGGUGAACAAGAAGUUCUGUUCAGUUUGAGAGCUGUUUUUAAAAUUGACAAUAUUAUUUUCGAUUCACCAUUGUAUAGUUGUAAAAUUCGAAUGACAGCAACAAAUGAAAUAUCAAAUGAUAUUCAAGAUUAUUUAAAAGCAAAACGUCAGCAAAUGAAUGAUUAUACUCCACCAAUUCUAUUUGGAUGUUUGUUAUUCUUAGAAUUAGGACAAUUAGAUAAAGGUGAAAAAUAUUUUCGUAUGUUAUUAAAAACUUUAUCACCUGCUCAUGAAGAUUUUGCAUCAACCUGUAAUAGUUUGGGAAUUACUUUGUAUGGUAAAUGUCGAGCUAAUUUAGCUUUAGAAUGUAUUGUACGAGCGUAUAUUCUACGUCGACGAAGUCUACAUCCACAACAUCCAGCAACUGCUACAUCUGUUAUGAACAUUGGUAUAGUUCUCCAUCAAAAAAAAACAUUAUGA